This is a messenger RNA of Caenorhabditis elegans, 1188 nucleotides long. RefSeq names its product Serpentine Receptor, class Z (gene srz-96). The record is from RefSeq and is marked reviewed. Lineage: Eukaryota; Metazoa; Nematoda; Chromadorea; Rhabditida; Rhabditidae. The transcript has 5 exons. The coding region runs from base 193 to 1167 and encodes 324 amino acids.
GGGUUGUAAAGUUUUGAAAAAAGAAUCUAUCUUCUUUUCUGAAAACAUACAUUUUUUCUAUUUCUUCAUUAUUUUCCGGGUUUUGCUCACAAUCAGACACGCAAAAAACUGGAGCAGUUUCUCAUUAUUUCACCUGUCAUUUUCCACUUUUUCGCUAUUGGAAACAACAUAGCACAACGUCAUUUGUGGACUAUGAAUACGGCAAUUGAUUUUUCUUAUGUUCCCGACUUAAUUUCAUAUUCUUCUGAGAUGGCAAUGUGGGGUUUCUUUAUUAUCUCCUACUUAACGCUUCCAAUUUAUUUUUAUGUGCACAAAAUGAACCGCCACCAGGAAAAAGACUUGCCUAUUCUUCAACUAUUCCACAAACUUGUAAAAAUGUCAUAUUUCUUGUUUUUCGGUAUUAUUUUUAUACUUGGCUUGAUCUUAUGGAUUGCGAAAACUUAUGAUUUUAAAGAAAAGUUCUUUAUUGUCAUUGGCUUUGGCUUGUUUUUUCUCUCGUUUUACAUCCUCCGCAUGGUGCAAGAAUUAUUCCAUUUUCUAUUGUUCCUUCUUGCAAUUCGGAAUACUUUCAAAUACCUUUUCCCAUUCAGAACUUUGUAUUCACAAAAUUCGGUUCCCAAGUCCGUCGCAUAUUUUUGUGUGUUUGUUGUUUUGAAAGAUUUCAUACCCUGUGCAUGGUCAUACUGUAACGAAGUUCAAUGUUUGCUUGGCGAGGAUAUGCGAAUUUUUACAGUUUUUUCAAAUGUUUAUACGGUGUUGAUAACUGCUCUAAACGUAGUGACUUCCGUGCUAAGUCCAUUUAUUUAUAUUCCAAUCAUGAUGGAUUUAAGGAAAAACAGGGAUUCACAUUCCCAGCAACAAAAGUAUCUACACAAUUACAUAUUCUUUCAGAGUUUUUUAUUGCUAUUAUUCAGAUUGAUCAGUUUACCAUUUUUGUUUCAAUUGGUGGUUUUUGAUAAACUGGGAACAUUUCUGAUGGCAAUGACAAUAGUUGAUGUGGUCACUACACCUUUGAUAAUUCAAUUGUCAUACUUGAAGUGCAAUGUACAAAAAGUACUUCAUUUAUAUGCUACAUUUGAUUUUCACGACUUUCUGAAAGUUUUGUUUGGCAAAGUGAACAAUUCUGUGCAUCCCAACCCAAUUCCACUUGCAUUUUCUAUUACUUAAUUAUAUAAAACAGUGAAAUUU